AUGGUGACAUCUAUAAUGCUGAGGUGUGCCAGUUUUAUGUUGUUUAUGGUCUGGACGCUGUGUAUAUCAUCGUCUCUGGCAUGUACUGAAAAGCAGAAGCCGAUAGGGUAUGAGCAAAAAUCCAUGAAGGAGAAGUACGAAAGGUGGCUGACAAAAUACGACCGAAGAUACAAGAAUAGAGAGGAGUGGGAAUAUCGUUUCGGAAUUUACCAGUCCAACGUUGAGCUUGUUGAUUUUGUAAACUCUCAAAACCUGUCAUACAAACUCACUGACAACAAAUUUGCAGACAUGACAAACUUAGAGUUUACAAGAACCCACUUGGGUUUCCAAGCUGGUAGAAAUCCAAAGACGAAGUUCAGGUAUGAGUGGAAGAAGGACUUGCCAACUACAGUGGAUUGGAGAAAGAAUGGGAGCGUAACUCCGGUCAGGGAUCAAGGCCGAUGUGGUAGCUGUUGGGCAUUCUCUGCAGUUGCCGCUGUGGAAGGCCUUCACGAAAUCAAUACUGGAAAACUGGUGUCACUCUCGGAAAAAGAGCUUGUGGACUGUGACGUACAUACUGGGAACCAAGGUUGCAGUGGUGGAUACAUGGAAAAUGCAUUUGAUUACAUAAAAAAGUAUGGACUCACCACUCAAGAAGAUUAUCCCUACACGUGUGUUUGGCAUGACAUAGCUGUUCCACUUGAGGUUAAAAAAGUUCUUGAGGACCGUAAGGCAGAGAAACGAAUGAUUGCUUUGGCAGUUAAGCAAAAGCAAUUGCAGACUGAUCUCUCUACAUCAUGGCCAAACUUGACUGGUGAUUAUAUGAGCUUCUGGAGCGAUGAAUAUAACAAGCACGGAACUUGUUGCGACGAUACCUUCACUCAGACGGUAUACUUUGAAACAGCGCAUAAGAUGUGGAGCCACAAUCACAUCGAGGUCAUGUUCAGCGAGGCUGGUUAUAAACCAGGGAAUAAAUACAAGCCAGCUGAUCUACAGGCAGCAGUAGCAAAGAAAAUCACCAAGGAUCCCGCGCUGCGUUGCGUUGAUCUGCCAACUUUGGGUAGACUAUUGCUGGAAGUGGUCAUAUGUUAUGACCAUGAUCGAAAGAGUAUUAUCAACUGCAACUCCGAUCUGUCAAAAAGCUGCACUGGUCCUGGAACUAUUCUGUACAAGGAUCUGUAG
Molecule: messenger RNA, 1161 nt
Organism: Rosa rugosa (rugosa rose)
Lineage: Eukaryota; Viridiplantae; Streptophyta; Magnoliopsida; Rosales; Rosaceae
Product: senescence-specific cysteine protease SAG39-like
Exons: 4
Coding region: 1-1161 (386 amino acids)
Cellular component (GO): lysosome
Molecular function (GO): ribonuclease T2 activity; RNA binding; cysteine-type endopeptidase activity
Source: RefSeq, a predicted model, not a curated record